This is a messenger RNA of Peniophora sp. CBMAI 1063, 636 nucleotides long. The record is from the annotation of a GenBank genome assembly. NCBI's taxonomy places the organism in Eukaryota, Fungi, Basidiomycota, Agaricomycetes, Russulales, Peniophoraceae.
AUGCCUCUCCCAAAGCCCUACUUCCUCCGGCGCACGCCCGGGCCCGACACAUUCAAUACCGCACGCGCACUCGUAAAGCACCUACUGUCUACGGCACCCGGCCCGCAAACGACGCGCGCGCUGUUCGCCGCUGGAACGCAGCUGCAGCAGAUUCCUGGGUCUGAAACGCCUCUGACGCGCGUGGUGAAGAAGGGACAGAAUGAGGAGGAGCAGCAUGUUGUGCGGUCGUUGUCGUAUCUGAAAGCCGUGAUCCACGACCUCAAAACCCGCAACCAAAUCUCCCAAGUCCAAAUCCCCUCGCCCCACACCCACCGCAAACACAUCUUCGCCUGGGCGUCCUUCGUACCCAAACACGCGCCCUCCGCCCCAGUCAUCAAGAAGCCCAAGGCGCCGUGGCUGCCGAGCGCGCUGGCGGCUAUACGGCUCGGUGGGGACCUCACGCAUUUGAAUAGAAGGAAGAGGCGCAAGGCGUUGAUGGAGGUUCGCGUGGGCGCGUUGAGGUUGCAUUCGCAGGCGGAUUUGGAGAGGAGGGAGAGGGAGGGGUUGGAGGUGGAGAGGAGGAGGGCGGAGAGGAAGGCGAGUAGGGAGGUAGUGCCGCCUGCGGGAGACGUCGGCGCUGUUGAAGCGCGCGCGUAG